UUCGUGUGGUGUUGCCGCUUUAAACCGGCGCUGGUGGGGCCCACCCUGAGCGAGGCCACGCCCACUAGGCCCCCGUUAAAGUAAACAGAGGGGCGUGGCCAGGUGGGUCGCGCUCUCCUCGAGGCCACGCCCAUCGCCCCCCUCUUAAAGCGGCCGCGCCCAGGGACAUCGCGGGACCGGAACCGUUACGCAGCAGAGCUCCCUGAUUGCCGCUUUCCCCGGCAGCGUCACCGGAGCCGUUUCCCGGUACCCGGUGCCCGCCCCAGCCGCGCUCUCCCCUCCCGCUGCCGCCGCCGCGAUGCUGCUGCUCCGGGCCAUGGCCGGCCGCAGGCUCCCGCCGCUGAUGCAGCUGCCCCGCGGCUGCUCCCGGUUGGCCGCCGGUAGCGCGGCCCCGGGGGGACACCGGGAAGCGACAUCCGGGGGGGGACACCGGGAAGCGACAUCCGGGGGGGGACACCGAGGAGCGGCCCCGGGGGGACACCGAGGAGCGGCCCCGGUGCUGGCGGCGCUGCUCGGGCUCGGGGUCGUCCUGGCCUACGGAGAGCGGCGGCGGAGGACCGCCCAGGCCGCCCGGGCCAGCCCCGCGCCGCAGUUCCCCCGGUACACGCGGGCGGAGGUGGCGCAGCACCGCACCCCGAAGGAGCGCGUGUGGGUCACCUACGGCACCGACGUGUUCGACGUUACCGAAUUCGUGGAGAUGCACCCGGGGGGACCGGACAAGAUCCUGCUGGCGGCCGGGGGAGCCCUGGAGCCCUUCUGGGCUCUCUACGCCGUUCACAGCCAGCCCCACGUCCUGGAGCUGCUCCGCGAAUACAAAGUGGGCGAGCUGAGCCCCGAGGACGCGGCGCCGCCACCGGGGGACACCGCGGACCCGUUCGCCGGGGACCCCCCGCGCCACCCGGCGCUGCGGGUGAACAGCCUGAAGCCUUUUAACGCCGAGCCGCCGCCGGAGCUGCUCACGCAGAGCUUCCUGACGCCCAACGAGCUUUUCUUCACCCGCAACCACCUCCCGGUGCCCGCCGUGGAGCCGGGCUCCUACCGGCUGCGCGUGGAGGGGCCCGGUGGCCGCGCGUUGUCGCUGUCGCUGUCGGAGCUGCGGCAGCGCUUCCCGAAGCACGAGGUGACGGCCACGCUGCAGUGCGCCGGGAACCGGAGAUCCGAGAUGAGCCGCGUCCGGCCGGUCAAGGGGCUGGCGUGGGACAUCGGUGCCAUCAGCACGGCGCGCUGGGGAGGAGCCCGGCUCCGGGACGUGCUGCUGGCCGCCGGUGUCCGCGACAGCACCGGCGACGGCGAGUGGCACGUGUGCUUCGAAGGGCUGGACGCGGACGCUUCGGGGACGCCGUACGGAGCGUCCAUCCCGUUAAAACGGGCGCUGAGCGCCGAGGCCGAGGUGCUGCUGGCGUACGAGAUGAACGGGCGGGAGCUGCCGCGGGAUCACGGCUUCCCGGUGCGCGUGGUGGUGCCCGGCGUGGUCGGGGCGCGCAGCGUGAAGUGGCUGCGGAGCGUGGCGGUGUCGCCCUCCGAGAGCCCGAGCCACUGGCAGCAGAACGACUACAAAGGGUUCUGUCCGUCCGUGGAUUGGGAUUCCGUGGAUUUCGGGGCCGCCCCCGCCAUCCAGGAGCUGCCGGUGCAGUCGGCGAUCACCGAGCCCCGGCCCGGCGCCGCCGUGCCCGCCGGGGAGCUGACGGUGAAGGGAUACGCGUGGAGCGGAGGAGGAAGGGAGGUGGUCAGGGUGGACGUGUCCCUGGACGGGGGCCGGACGUGGCGCGAGGCCGAGCUGGGCCCGCGGCCGGAGCGGGGCCGGGGCUGGGCCUGGGCGCUGUGGGAGCUGCGGGCGCCGGUGCCCGCGGGGGCCAGGCUGGAGCUCGUCUGCAAGGCCGUGGACCGGAGCUACAACGUCCAACCCGACACCGUGGGGCCCAUCUGGAACCUGCGCGGGGUCCUCAGCAACGCCUGGCACCGCGUCCCCGUCACCGUCACCAAGUGAGGGACAGGGCCUGGGGACAUUGGGGUAUUGGGGCUUUGGGGAUGUCAGGGACACAGCAGGGACAUCAGAGGGACAAUGUCCAACUGGACACCGUGGGGCCCAUCUGGAACCUGCGCGGGGUCAUCAGCAACGCCUGGCACCGCGUCCCCGUCACCGUCACCAAGUGAGGGACAGGGCCUGGGGACAUUGGGGUGCUGAGGACAUUGGGGUGCUGGGGACAUUGGGGAUGUCAGGGACACAGCAGGGACAUUGGGGACAUCAGAGGUACAACGUCCAGCCUGACACUGUGGGGCCCAUCUGGAACCCGCACGGGGUCCUCAGCAACGCCUGGCACCUGUCACUGUCACCGUCACCAAGUGAGGGACAUCAGCAGGGCCUGGGGACAUUGGGGACAUCAGGGACAUUGGGGACAUCAGGGACAUCAGAGGUACGACCGGACACCGUGGGGCCCAUCUGGAACCUGCGCGGGGUCCUCAGCAACACCUGGGACCGUGUCCCUGUCACUGUCACCCACUGAGGGACACCAGCAGGGCCUUGGGGACAUUGGGAUGUUGGGACUUUGGGGACAUCAGGGACACAGCAGGGACACCAGGGACAUCAGAGGUACGACGUCCAGCCUGACACCGUGGGGACAUCUGGAACCUGCGCGGGGUCCUCAGCAAGGCCUGGCACCAGGUCCCUGUCACUGUCACCCACUGAGGGACAGUGGGGACAUCGAGGACAUCAGGACAUCGUGGACACAGCAGGGUCCUGAGCAAGGCCUGGCACUGGGUCAGUGUCACUGUCACCCACUGAGGGACAUCCUUGGGGACAUCAAGGGUCCCUGGAGAUCAAUGGGGUCUGUGGAUCCUGAAGGGUUCCAUGGCCCCAGAGAGUCCUGCAGACCCCAAAGUGUCUUAGGAACCCCAAAAUGUCCUACAGACCCCAAAUCAUCCUACAGACCCCAAAGUGUCCUACAGACCCCAAAGUGUCUUAGGGACCCCAAUGGGUCCUACAGAACCCAGAGUCCUACAGACCCCAAAAUGUCCUACAGACCCCAGAGAAUCCUAUGGACCCCAAUGGGUCCUACAGAACCCAAAGCAUCCUACAGACCCCAAAAUGUCCUGCAGACCCCAAAUCAUCCUACAGACCCCAAUGGGUUCUGCAGGCCCCAGCUUCUAUUGACCCCAGAAGGUUCCGCAGACCCCAAAAGGACUUUAUGGCCCCUCAAAGGAUUUUAUGGCCCCUCAAAGGAUUUUAUGGACCCCAAAAGAUUUUAUGGACCCCAAAAGAUUUUAUGGACACCCCCAAAGAUUUUAUGGACUCCAAAGGACUUUAUGGACCCCAAAAGGUUCUGGUGACCCCAAAGAUUUCUCCGGCCCCGAAGGAUUCUGCAGGUUCCUGCAGCCCCACAGCUCGAAGGUCAGCGGGGUUUUAUGGCCCUGGGGUUUUAUGGCCCUGGGGUUUUAUGGCCCCCACGCUUUUAUGGCCUCAGGGUUUUAUGGCCCCAGGGUUUUAUGGCCCUGGUUUUACACCCUGAUGUGUGAAAGUGCCUCCUGCCAUAAAGAUUUGGGAACUUU
Messenger RNA from Agelaius phoeniceus (red-winged blackbird), 3546 nucleotides. It is a transcript of the gene SUOX, whose product is annotated as sulfite oxidase. Gene Ontology annotation, cellular component: mitochondrion. The record is from RefSeq and is a predicted model, not a curated record. Gene Ontology annotation, molecular function: molybdenum ion binding; molybdopterin cofactor binding; heme binding. Lineage: Eukaryota; Metazoa; Chordata; Aves; Passeriformes; Icteridae. Gene Ontology annotation, biological process: sulfur compound metabolic process.